AUGCGUCGUGACUUCGCUUUACAACCACCAAACCUGGCUUUGGUCGAGCUUGUGGAAUGGCUUGACAAUCAUCGACUCAUAGGAACACCCCAAUAUGUGGAACACCUUUGCAGAAAUCCAGACAUUAUGACACCGAAAGGCGGGGAAUUCGUUCCACCGAAGAAUAUAUCGGAUAUCGAAGGUUUGUUUAUAUCUGAGCCUACGCAUUGGUCAUUUGUGGACGGUAUGGAAGUCCAAUUAGAUAUGGGUGAGUAUACGGUGUUCUGGGGAAUUGAUGAUGUGGAUCCCUUGUUCCCAAUCCAUGACACCUGUAUUGACCUGGCCAAACGUGUGAUCCAAACUCGGAAUGACAGGCUUCUGACGCCUACCUCUCGUGCCACCCUUAUGACACUGUACGAGUCUCUGAGCAAAGAAUGGACGAGAGGUUGGAAGCUCAUCACCUCACAGCCAGCUCUUGUUCAGGGAGCAUAUAUGAGAUAUGAUGUGCAUGGAGAAUAUGGAUUGGAGUGGGAGCACAAAUACUUCGGUGCUCGAGACCGCCAGGAGCAUCACGGAUGGAAUGUUGCUCGCGGUGAUGAGUGGUUCUGUGCCGAUCCCACCAACAUACCUGAACUCAGGGAUUUUGUCUUGAAUCUUCUCCCUCAAGCUCCGAUUCCUUCUGGACUUCCCGACUUCAAGACGCUUCAAUUAUCUAGUGAAACUUUCACUUCGACGGAAGAGAAAUAUGGUCUCGAAGCGCUUCCAAAAGAGAUACUGGACGAAAUCGCAUGUCACCUUACAGUUUCAUCAGUCUUUGCCUUGAGAUCGUCAAGUAAGACACUGGCUGCAUGUCUUUAUCCCGAUCAACGAUUCUUCUUCCAACGGCUACUUGGAGGGACAUUAAUUCCUCAUAUUUGGGAACUGGAAAGCCAAGAGUGUGUUGAUAAAAAUGGGGAAGAUGUAUCUUUGAAAGGAACGUUACAGCUAGGCGAUGAGGCUCGAUGGGAUUGGAAGGCAUUGGCAAAGCUGUUAGCUAACAAAGAUGCUAUUAUGAUCGCCGAGGAAGGAAAAUUGCUAGAUGCUCCAAUCGGUUUUCGGAAUAGGUGCCGAAUCUGGAAGAUCAUCGAGGCGGCCCUUGAUAGUAUUCAGUUCGAAGCAACCCGAAAUUCCGGGGAAUUUACUUUAGACGAGCUCGAGGAUCAUUCUUUUUACGUUGAAAUGAGCGAGGAUUCAGUAGCCCAUCGAUACAAGAAUCACUGGUUACUGAGAAAACCCGCAGCAAAAGCCUUCGCAAAAGGCGAUAUUGUGCUCGUGGAACGCAUUUUUUACAGUAUUGGCGGUCGACCACCUGUUGUUCGUUCGGAAUCUGCUGAGCGUUUCCUCAACUGGCGUUGUCAUUUGGUUGAUCAUUCCGAAUCUGGCAUCGAUGCGCCGAGUUCCGAGUUGAUUGACAUCCAUAAUUGUUUCGCAGAGGCUUUCAAAUGGAGUGAAAUCUCAGAAAUAAUUACCUGGCAGAAAUUCACGUCACAGCCUAUUCGGCGUGUGGAACGUAGGCACAGCUAUCUCGAACCGCUAAAGUCGGCCAUCCUCGCCUUACGGCUAAAAGUCCCAAACACAAUGCACGCGUGGAAAUACAACGCUUUGGGAUUUCUCGGACUUCACUUAUAUGGAUAUACAAGUAGUUGUGCCCAAAGACUUCCUUGCCGCAUCUUAUGUUGGCUGGCAUAUCACCUGCACGAUUUUGACGCCGCGGAUGCUGCUGAUGCUGGUGCUGGUGCUGGUGCCGGUGCUGAUGCUGGUGCUGAUGCUCAUGUAGAUGCAGAUGUAGAUGCUGCUGCUGCUGACGCCUCUGAUCAAGCUGUAUGA
This is a messenger RNA of Venustampulla echinocandica, 1845 nucleotides long. RefSeq lists its product as uncharacterized. Gene Ontology annotation, molecular function: protein binding. The transcript is spliced from 8 exons. The record is from RefSeq and is a predicted model, not a curated record. The coding region runs from base 1 to 1845 and encodes 614 amino acids. NCBI's taxonomy places the organism in Eukaryota, Fungi, Ascomycota, Leotiomycetes, Helotiales, Pleuroascaceae.